AUGUCAGUCAUUUACAAAAAUGAAUUCACCAAUGAAUAUUGUGUAUUUUUGAAAGGUGCAACUGAAUCUGUAUUAAAACAAUGUACAAAGUUUCAAGUUGGUGAUGUUAUUGUCAAGAAAGGAAUUAUUAAUGAUGAAAAAUUUAAACUGGAAAUCAAUAAUGGUCAUGAAAGUUUGGCUGGUAGAGGAUUGCAUGUAAUAUCAUUGGCAUAUCGAAAAAUAAAUAAUCAAUAUAAAACAGAUAAAGAAAUUUCAAAAAUGACACGUGAGGAAACAGAUAAUGAUAUGAUAUUUUUGGGAAUUGUUGGCAUUUAUAAUCCACCAAGACCUGAAUCAAAAACAGCUGUUAUGAAAUGUUUUGGUUCUGGAAUUGAAGUUCACAUGUUAACAGGCGACCAUCCUUUGACUGCGGCAACAAUUGCUAAAAAGAUAGGAAUACUUCCUUCGACUUAUUUAACAGACAAUAAUAAUUUUAGAUCACAAUCACAACUUGUUAUGACAGCAACACAAUUUGAUGCUCUUACCGAUGAACAGAUUGAUGAACUUAAAGAAUUGCCAAGAGUUAUUGCUCGCUGUAGUACUGAAACUAAAGUGAAAAUGAUUGGGGCAUUACACAGAAGAAAUAAAUUCGUGGCGAUGACUGGUAACAACGUCAAUGACUCGCCAAGUCUUAAAAAAGCAGAUAUUGGUAUCGCAAUGGGAAUGGGCGGAAAUGACAUGACAAAACAAGCAAGUGACAUAGUAUUAACUGACGGCAAUUUCGCAACUGUAGUUAAUGCAAUAUCAGAAGGUCGUAGAAUAUUUGGAAAUAUGCAAAAUUCCAUUUCAUACCUAUUAAGUGUAAAUGUAUCGGAAAUCAUUGUAUUAAUGAUUGGAUUGGCAUUUAUUGAUACUGAUAGAUUACCCAUAAAUCCAUUGUCACUAUUGCAAAUACUUUUUUUAAAUAUGGUUACUAGCACACCACUUGCAAUCGCAUUAGGAGCUGAACGAGAAUCAAAAGAUAUAAUGAAAUAUCUUCCGUGUAGAUAUCGUCGAAUAUUUUCAUGGGAAGUUAUUGCUGAUACAAUAUUUUAUGGGUGUGUUGCUGGUGGAUUGACGUUAACAAAUUUUGUUUUAGUGAUUUAUGUAACGGGUGAUAGAAAUUUAGGCAGUGGAUGUAAUUAUAAUUUGAAUCCUUAUACGGCUACAGAAGAGGGAGGAGGAGGAUCAUGUGAACAAGUCUUCCGAGGGAGAGGUGUAGCAUUUGCAACUUUAACUUUUCUAUUAUUUAUACGUGCUUAUAACUGUCGUUCGUUGAAAGAUUUAUUUCGGCCAACGAGGUUAUACUCGGAUAAUAAAUUUUUAUUUUGGACAGUGGUUGGUGAUGCACUUGUUUCGAUUCUAGCUUUAUAUAUACCUGGGUUGAAUACUCAAGUAUUCCAUCAAUUAGGAUUUAGUUGGGAAUGGGGAUUAGUAUUAGGAGCAAUAGUAAUAUUCGAAAUAUUCGUUGAAGUAUACAAAUUUAUCAAAAGGCAUUAUUGUUCGUCCUUAAUAUUUGUUGGUGAGGAUGGAGGAAGAGAAUGUGAUGAUGAUACUGCGACUAUUGUCACCGUAGUAUAA
Entrophospora sp. SA101 is the source of this 1599-nucleotide messenger RNA. The record is from the annotation of a GenBank genome assembly. Lineage: Eukaryota; Fungi; Glomeromycota; Glomeromycetes; Entrophosporales; Entrophosporaceae.